UGCAGCGGACUCGCUCUGCCCUGGGUUGCCUUGGCGACGCGUGCCUGCAGGCUCCCGGGGCCCCUGAGGGCCACAAGGGGCAGUUUCUUAGUGUGGCCCCAAGCGUCGGCCUAGGGAGGAGAGGGUCGGCGUGGUGAGGUUUUGCCUUCACGAUGUCUAGCAAAGCUGAGAAGAAGCGAAAACUGGGUGGCCCAGGAGGUUCCCGGGCAGGCCAUGCAGGCCAACCUGCUCAAGCUGCUGUGACCCCAGGAUCUGCUGAGGCUGCCCUAUCCACAACUGAGAAGGAGCCAGAGUCUGAACCCAUCAAGGAGGAGCUUGUGGCAGUCCGGGAGGAACAUAUGCCUCUUAAAGAACUGGAGACCCUGACAGAUGUGAAGCCCUUUUUCCUCUCUCGAGCUAUGUUGACGGGGCUGGCAGAUGCAGUGUGGACACAGGAGCAUGAUGCCAUUCUGGAACACUUUGCCCAGGAUCCCGUGAAAUCUAUCCUCACCAUCUUUGUUGACCCUGUUUUGGGGCUGAAGCUGGAGCUGGGCAUGCCUGUACAGACCCAGAAUCAGAUUGUGUACUUCAUUCGCCAAGCACUGGUUCCCAUCACCCCAGAGAACUUCGAGGCAACUGUGCAGUAUGGAACAGUGCGGGGCUCCUACAUCCCAGCUUUGCUUCGAUUGCUCAAUGGUGUCUAUGUCCCUCAGAUCUUUGUGAAUACAACUUGGCCUGAAAGCAUUAGAAAUCAUUUUGUUUCACACCUGCACAGGUUCUUAGCCUGCCUGACAGACAUCCGGUACAAACUGGAGGGGCACACCGUCUUCUACAUUCCUAUAGAGGCCAUGAACAUGAUGCCCGAGGCAGUGGUGAAGGACAAAGAGCUGGUACAGCGACUGGAAACCUCCAUAAUCCACUGGACCAGGCAGAUCAAGGAGGUGCUCAGUGCCCAGGAGUCUGUAGAGACUGGAGAAAAUUUAGGUCCUUUGGAAGAGAUCGAGUUCUGGCACAACCGAUGCAUGGACCUGUCUGGCAUCAGCAAGCAGCUGGUGAAACAGGGAAUGAAGCACAUUGAGUCUAUCCUGCAACUGGCCAAGUCAUCCUACUUGUUACCUUUUAUGAAGCUGGCCCAGCAGAUCCAGGAUGGCUCUCGCCAAGCACAGUCAAACCUGACUUUCUUGUCAAUCCUGAGGGAACCCUACCAGGAGCUGGCCUUCAUGAAACCUAAGGACAUUUCAGACAAGCUCCCUAGGCUAAUCAGUCUCAUCCGUAUCAUUUGGGUCAACUCUCCCCACUACAACACUCGGGAAAGAUUGACUGCCCUCUUCCGGAAGGUAUGUGACUGUCAGUACCACUUUGCCCGUUGGGAAGAUGGCAAGCAAGGUCCCCUUCCUUGCUUCUUUGGUGCCCAGGGGCCGCAGAUCACAAGAAACUUGCUAGAAAUUGAGGACAUCUUUCAUAAAAAUCUGCAAACACUUCGAGCUGUUCGAGGGGGCAUCCUGGAUGUCAAGAACACUUCUUGGCAUGAAGACUAUAAUAGAUUCCGUGCUGGUAUCAAGGACCUGGAGGUGAUGACCCAGAACUUGAUCACUUCGGCCUUUGAGUUAGUUCGAGAUGUGGAGCAUGGAGUACUCCUGCUGGACACCUUCCACAGGCUGGCUGCCCGGGAGGCCAUCAUGAGGACAUAUGAGAAGAAAGCAGUGGAUCUCUACAUGCUGUUCAAUAGCGAACUAGCACUGGUGAACUGUGAACUGAACAAGAAGUGGCCAUACCAGGUGCCCUACAUGGCUCAGUUUUCCGGACAGGCGCACUGGGUGCGGAUCCUUCGGCGACGCAUCGACAGAGUCAUGAAUUGCCUUUCUGGUGCCCAUUUCCUGCCUCAUAUUGGGACUGGAGAGGAGAGCGUUCACACGUAUCUGCAGAUGGUUCAAGCCAUCGAUGAACUGGUUCGAAAAACCUUCCAAGAGUGGACGGCAACGCUGGACAAGGACUGCAUUCAGCGCCUGGAUACACCACUAUUACGAAUCAGCCAGGAGAAGAUGGGCAUGCUGGAUGUCAACUUUGACAAGACGCUUCUGAUUCUCUUUGUGGAGAUCGAUUACUGGGAGCGGCUGCUGUUUGAGACGCCCCACUAUGUGAUGAACGUGGCAGAACGAGCCGAGGACCUGCGCAUUCUGCGGGAGAAUCUGCUACUUGUUGCUCGAGACUACAACAGGAUUAUUGCCAUGCUGUCUCCAGAUGAGCAGGCCCUGUUCAAAGAGUGUAUCCGAUUCCUGGAUAAGAAGAUCCACCCAGGACUGAAGAAGCUGCAUUGGGCCCUGAAAGGGGCCAGUGCCUUCUUUAUCACUGAGUGCCGCAUACACGCCAGCAAGGUACAGAUGAUUGUGAAUGACUUCAAGGCCUCCACUUUGACCAUUGGCUGGCGGGCCCAGGAGAUAUCAGAAAUGCUACUGGUGCGUGUCAGUGGCAAACGGGUGUACAGGGGCCUGGAGUUCGAGGAGACGCAGAGAGAACACCGGAUGGCUGUACAGCAGAAACUGAUGAGCCUGCAUCAGGAUGUGGUGAACAUCAUGACCAACUCCUACGAAGUCUUCAAGAAUGAUGGCCCUGAGAUUCAGCAGCAGUGGUUGCUGUACACGAUUCGGCUGGACCACAUGAUGGAGGAUGCCCUCCGCCUGAAUGUGAAGUGGUCACUGCUGGAACUAUCCAAGGCCAUCAAUGGGGAUGGCAAGACCAUUCCGAACCCACUUUUCCGAGUACUUGUCAUCUUACAGAAUGAUACACAGGGAGGUGUGGCACAGGUGGAAUUCUCACCUACCCUUCAGACUUUGGCAAGUGUGGUCAAUGACAUUGGCAGCCACCUCUUUUCCACCAUUUCUGUCUUCCACCACCUCCCUGAUAUCCUCAUCAAAUGCAAGAUACAUCGAGAACCCAUCCAUGUACUUGUGGAGCGAGAUGAGGACAUUAAGAAAAUCCAGGCCCAGAUCAGCAGUGGCAUGACUAACAACGCAAGCCUGAUGCAGAAUUACCUCAAGACCUGGGACAUGUAUCGGGAAAUCUGGGAGAUCAACAAGGACUCCUUCAUUCGUCGCUACCAGCGCCUUAAUCCCCCUGUCUCUUCUUUUGAUGCUGACAUUGCCCGCUACACGGAGGUGGCUAACAAUGUGCAGAAGGAGGAGACGGUCCUCAACAUUCAGUUUGUACUGCUGGACUGUUCACACCUCAAGUUCUCAUUGGUGCAGCACUGCAACGAGUGGCAGAACAAGUUCACGACUCUGCUCAAGGAGAUGGCUGCUGGGCGCCUGCUGGAGCUGCAUACCUACCUGAAGGAGAACGCUGAGAAAAUCAACUGCCCUCCCCAGACGCUGGAGGAACUGGGGGUCAGUUUGCAGCUCAUGGAUACCUUGCAGCAUAAUUUGCCCAGCCUGGAGACUCAGAUCCCUCCCAUUCAUGAGCAGUUUGCCAUUCUGGAGAAGUAUGAAGUGCAGGUUCCGGACAGUGUAUUGGAGAUGCUGGACAGCCUCAAUGGGGAGUGGGUCACCUUCCAACAAGUACUGCUGGACAGUGAGCAAAUGUUGAAGAAACACAAAGAGAAAUUCAAGACUGGCCUUAUUCACUCUGCUGAUGAGUUCAAGAAGAAGGCACACAACCUCCUGGAAGAUUUUGAACUCAAAGGGCCUUUCAUCAGUGGCGUGGGCCACACGGCUGCACUGGAUCAGAUAGCGCAGGUGCGGGCCAUGCUGAAUGCCAUGCGGGAGGAAGAGAACAGUCUCCGUGCCAACCUGGGCAUCUUCAAGAUUGAGCAGCCCGUCUCCAAGGACCUUCAGAACCUGGAGAAGGAGCUUGAUGCGCUCCAGCAAGUGUGGGAGAUCACUCGGGACUGGGAGGAGAGCUGGAACCAGUGGAAGACUGGCUGUUUCCUGACCCUACAGACCGAGGCCAUGGAGACCAUGGCGCAUGGACUGUUCCGUCGUCUCACAAGACUAGCCAAAGAGUAUAAGGACCGAAACUGGGAAAUUAUUGAAUCCACUCGCUCCAAAAUAGAGCAGUUCAAGAGGACCAUGCCGCUCAUCUCAGACCUGUGGAACCCUGCCCUCAGAGAGAGGCACUGGGACCAGGUCAAGGAUGAAGUUCAACAGGAGUUUGAUCAGGAAUCAGAAAGCUUCACCUUGGAGCAGAUUGUGCAACUUGGGAUGGAUCAGCACGUGGAGAAGAUUGCGGAGAUCUCUGCCUCAGCAACCAAAGAGCUGACUAUAGAAUUGGGAUUACAAAACAUUGCCAGUACCUGGGAUAUGAUUCAGCUAGACAUAGUACCCUACAAGGACAAAGGCCAUCACAGGCUCAGAGGUACAGAAGAAGUAUUCCAGGCCCUGGAAGACAACCAGGUGGCUCUGUCAACCAUGAAGGCAUCACGUUUUGUCAAGGCUUUUGAGAAGGAUGUGGACCACUGGGAGCGCUGUCUCUCCCUCAUUUUGGAGGUUAUUGAGAUGGUACUCACAGUGCAACGUCAGUGGAUGUACCUAGAGAACAUCUUUCUUGGAGAAGACAUCCGCAGACAACUGCCCAAUGAGUCAACCCUAUUUGACCAGGUCAACAACAGCUGGAAGUGCAUCAUGGACCGGAUGAGCAAGGACAAUAAUGCUCUCCAGAGCACCCACUACCCAGAUCUCCUGGACACAUUGAUAGAAAUGAAUGCAAUCCUGGAGGACAUUCAGAAGUCUCUGGACAUGUACUUAGAGACCAAGCGCCAUAUAUUUCCCCGCUUCUACUUCUUGUCCAAUGAUGACCUGCUGGAGAUUCUGGGCCAGUCCCGCAACCCAGAGGCUGUGCAGCCACACCUUAAAAAAUGUUUUGACAACAUCAAAUUACUGAGAAUCCAAAAGGUUGGUGGCACCAGCAGCAAAUGGGAAGCAGUGGGCAUGUUCUCAGGUGAUGGCGAAUAUAUUGAUUUCCUCCACCCAGUACUUUUAGAAGGGGCUGUGGAGUCCUGGCUUGGUGAUGUGGAACGGGCCAUGAGGAUGACCCUGCGGGAUCUGCUCCGGAACUGCCGACUGGCCCUCAAGAAGUUCCUCAAUAAGAGGGACAAAUGGGUGAAGGAAUGGGCUGGCCAGAUGGUGAUCACCGCUAGUCAGAUCCAGUGGACGGCUGAUGUCACCAAGUGCUUGAUGACAGCUAAGGAGCGGUCAGACAAGAAAAUUCUCAAGGUCAUGAAGAAGAAGCAGGUGUCAAUUCUAAAUAAGUAUUCAGAAACCAUCAAGGGGAACUUGACCAAGAUCAUGAGGCUUAAAAUUGUGGCUCUGGUGACUAUAGAAAUUCAUGCACGUGAUGUGUUGGAGAAGCUUUAUAAGAGUGGCCUCUUGGAUGUCAAUUCCUUUGACUGGCUCAGCCAACUUCGGUUCUACUGGGAGAAGGAUCCUGAUGAUUGUACAAUCCGCCAGACCAACACACAAUUCCAAUAUGGUUAUGAGUACCUGGGGAACUCUGGACGGCUAGUCAUCACUCCCCUGACAGACAGGUGUUACAUGACACUGACCACAGCGCUGCACCUGCAUCGAGGGGGCUCCCCCAAAGGCCCGGCAGGCACUGGAAAGACAGAGACAGUCAAGGACCUGGGCAAGGCCCUGGGUAUAUAUGUCAUUGUGGUCAACUGUUCAGAGGGCCUGGACUAUAAGUCCAUGGGCCGAAUGUACUCAGGCCUGGCACAGACUGGAGCCUGGGGCUGCUUUGAUGAGUUUAACCGCAUCAACAUUGAGGUCCUGUCGGUGGUGGCCCAGCAGAUUCUGUCCAUCCUAUCUGCCUUGGCUGCCAACCUCACUCGUUUCCAUUUUGAGGGAUUUGAAAUAAAUCUGGUGUGGUCUUGUGGGAUCUUCAUUACCAUGAAUCCUGGCUAUGCUGGUCGCACAGAGCUCCCUGAAAAUCUUAAAUCCAUGUUUCGUCCAAUUGCCAUGGUGGUGCCUGAUUCUACCCUUAUUGCAGAAAUUAUUCUCUUUGGGGAGGGCUUUGGCAACUGCAAGAUCCUGGCCAAGAAGGUGUAUACACUCUACUCACUGGCUGUGCAGCAGCUCUCCAGACAGGACCAUUACGACUUCGGCCUGCGCUCCAUCACCUCCCUUCUGCGCUAUGCUGGCAAGAAGCGCCGCCUGCAGCCAGAUCUGGCGGAUGAAGAGGUUCUGCUGCUCUCAAUGAGAGACAUGAAUAUUGCCAAGCUAACGUCUGUUGAUGUGCCGCUGUUCAAUGCCAUUGUGCAAGAUCUUUUUCCCAACGUUGAGUUGCCAGUCAUUGACUAUGGCAAGCUACAGGACACCAUUGAGCAGGAGAUUCGAGAUAUGGGCCUGCAAACCACUUUGUUUACCCUCACCAAGGUUUUCCAGUUGUAUGAAACCAAAAUCUCCCGUCACUCCACCAUGAUUGUGGGUGGCACAGGCAGCGGCAAAAGUACCUCCUGGAAAAUUCUGCAGGCCUCCAUGACCACCUUGUGCCGUGCUGGAGAACCCAACUUCAACCUUGUUAGAGAGUUCCCUUUGAACCCAAAGGCGUUGUCCUUAGGGGAGCUCUAUGGAGAAUAUGACCUCAGCACUAAUGAAUGGACAGAUGGCAUCUUGUCUAGUGUCAUGCGGACUGCAUGUGCAGAUGAGAAACCGGAUGAGAAAUGGAUCCUUUUUGAUGGCCCUGUGGACACACUGUGGAUUGAGAGCAUGAACUCUGUCAUGGAUGACAACAAGGUGCUGACCCUCAUCAAUGGAGAACGUAUUGCAAUGCCUGAGCAGGUGUCUCUCUUAUUUGAAGUGGAUAACUUGGCAGUGGCCUCUCCAGCCACUGUCUCCCGCUGUGGGAUGGUCUACACUGAUUAUGCUGACCUGGGCUGGAAGCCUUAUGUUCAAUCAUGGCUGGACAAGAGGCCAAAGAUGGAAGUAGAGCCCCUUCAACGCAUGUUUGAAAAGUUCAUCAACAAGAUACUGACCUUUAAGAAGGAAAACUGCAAUGAGCUGGUGCCCCUCCCUGAGUACAGCAGCAUCAUUUCCCUCUGCAAACUCUACUCAGUCCUGGCCACACCAGAGAAUGGGGUGAACCCAGCUGAUGGUGAAAACUAUGCCACUAUGGUAGAAAUGACUUUUGUGUUCAGCAUGAUCUGGUCUGUGUGCGCCUGUGUGGAUGAGGAUGGGCGCAAGAAGAUUGACAGUUACCUUCGAGAAAUUGAAGGCUCCUUUCCGAAUAAGGACACGGUGUAUGAAUAUUUUGUGAACCCCAAGAUGCGGUCUUGGACAUCAUUUGAGGAGAAACUCCCUAAAAGUUGGCGUUACCCUCCAAAUGCCCCUUUCUAUAAGAUCAUGGUGCCUACUGUCGACACUGUUAGAUACAACUACCUGGUGAACACCUUGGUGGCCAGCCAGAAUCCUGUCCUGCUGGUGGGUCCAGUGGGAACUGGGAAGACCUCCAUAGCUCAGAGUGUUCUCCAGUCCUUGCCCUCUAGCCAGUGGUCUGUCCUCAUUGUCAACAUGUCUGCACAGACCACAUCCAACAAUGUGCAGAGCAUCAUUGAGAGCAGAGUGGAGAAGCGAACCAAGGGUGUGUACGUGCCAUUUGGAGGCAAAAGCAUGAUCACCUUUAUGGAUGACUUAAACAUGCCAGCUAAGGACAUGUUUGGGUCCCAGCCACCCCUGGAGUUGAUACGUCUCUGGAUUGACUAUGGCUUCUGGUAUGAUCGUCUGAAGCAGACCAUCAAGCACAUUCGAGAUAUGUUCCUGAUGGCUGCUAUGGGCCCUCCUGGAGGUGGACGGACUGUUAUUUCCUCAAGGCUACAGAGUCGCUUCAACAUUAUCAAUAUGACCUUCCCCACUGAAUCCCAGAUCAUCCGGAUAUUUGGCACCAUGAUCAACCAGAAGCUUCAGGACUUUGAAGAAGAGGUAAAGCCCAUUGGGAACGUGGUGACUGAGGCUACCUUGGAUGUGUAUAAUACUGUGGUACAGCGUUUCCUGCCCACACCUGCCAAGAUCCAUUACCUCUUCAACCUUCGAGACAUCUCCAAGGUUUUCCAGGGCAUGCUUAGAGCCAACAAGGACUUCCAUGAUACCAAGUCCAGCAUCACGCGACUCUGGAUUCAUGAAUGUUUCAGAGUCUUCUCUGACCGACUGGUUGAUGCAACGGACAUGGAAGCCUUUGUGAACAUCUUAAGUGACAAACUCGGCAUCUUCUUUGACCUCACAUUUCAUAAUCUCUGUCCCAACAAACGUCCUCCUAUCUUUGGGGACUUUCUGAAGGAGCCAAAGGUCUAUGAAGACCUGACAGAUCUGACAGUACUGAAGACGACCAUGGAGACAGCCCUGAACGAAUAUAACCUGUCUCCCAGUGUCAUACCAAUGCAGCUAGUGCUCUUCCGAGAGGCCAUUGAACACAUCACAAGGAUUGUGCGGGUAAUCGGACAGCCUCGAGGCAACAUGCUCUUGGUGGGCAUUGGGGGCAGUGGACGGCAGAGUCUGGCUCGAUUGGCCUCUUCCAUCUGCGAAUACAACACAUUCCAGAUUGAGGUCACCAAACACUAUAGGAAACAGGAGUUCCGAGAUGAUAUCAAGCGUCUGUAUCGCCAGGCAGGAGUAGAUCUCAAGACCACAUCCUUCCUUUUUGUGGAUACCCAAAUUGCUGAUGAAUCCUUCCUAGAGGACAUUAACAACAUCCUUAGCUCAGGCGAAGUCCCCAAUCUCUACAAGUCGGACGAAUUUGAAGAGAUCCAGAGCCAAAUCAUAGAGCAGGCACGGGCGGAGCAGGUGCCAGAAUCUUCGGACAGCCUCUCCGCCUAUUUCAUUGAGCGUGUUCGGAACAACCUGCACAUUGUGCUCUGCCUCAGUCCCGUGGGGGACCCCUUUAGGAACUGGAUCCGCCAGUACCCAGCCCUGGUGAACUGCACAACUAUCAACUGGUUCUCAGAGUGGCCCCGAGAGGCCUUGCUAGAGGUGGCUGAGAAGUAUCUCAUGGGAGUGGAUUUGGGGGCACAGGAGAAUAUCCACAGGAAAGUGGCCCAGAUCUUCGUUACCAUGCACUGGUCCGUGGCUCAGUACUCCCAGAAGAUGUUAUUGGAAAUGCGAAGACACAACUAUGUCACACCCACAAACUACCUGGAGCUCGUGUGUGGAUAUAAAAAGCUUCUGGGAGAGAAACGUCAGGAGCUGCUGGACCAAGCCAAUAAAUUGCGGACUGGAUUGUUUAAGAUUGACGAAACAAGGGAAAAAGUACAAGUGAUGUCGUUGGAGCUGGAGGAUGCCAAGAGGAAGGUGGCUGAGUUCCAGAAGCAGUGUGACGAGUAUCUGGUCAUCAUCGUACAACAGAAGCGGGAGGCAGAUGAGCAGCAGAAGGCAGUCACAGCCAAUAGUGAGAACAUUGCUAUUGAGGAAAUCAAGUGUCAGGCACUGGCUGACAAUGCCCAGAAGGAUCUAGAGGAGGCGUUGCCCGCCCUUGAAGAAGCCAUGCGGGCCCUAGAGUCUUUGAACAAGAAGGACAUAGGGGAGAUCAAAUCUUAUGGACGACCCCCUGCUCAGGUGGAGAUGGUAAUGCAGGCAGUCAUGAUCCUUCGGGGCAAUGAGCCCACAUGGGCAGAGGCAAAACGGCAGCUAGGGGAGCAGAACUUCAUCAAGUCACUGAUCUAUUUUGAUAAAGACAAUAUCUCAGAUAAGGUGCUGAAGAAGAUUGGGGCCUACUGUGCCCAGCCUGACUUCCAGCCUGAUAUCAUUGGCCGAGUCUCCCUGGCGGCCAAGUCCCUCUGCAUGUGGGUGCGGGCCAUGGAGCUGUUUGGGCGACUGUAUCGCAUGGUAGAGCCCAAGCGGAUCCGAAUGAAUGCCACCAUGGUCCAGCUCCAGGAGAAGCAAGCAGCCCUAGCUGAGGCCCAGGAAAAGCUGCGAGAGGUGGCAGAGAAAUUGGAGAUGCUGAAGAAACAGUAUGAUGAGAAGCUGGCACAGAAGGAAGAACUUCGCAAGAAGUCUGAAGAGAUGGAGCUGAAGCUGGAGCGGGCAGGGAUGCUGGUGUCUGGGCUGGCUGGUGAGAAGGCCCGUUGGGAAGAGACUGUACAGGGCCUGGAUGGAGAUCUGGGCUGCCUGGUAGGUGACUGUCUGCUGGCAGCUGCCUUCUUGUCCUACAUGGGACCCUUUCUGACCAACUACCGGGAUGAGAUUGUCAACCAAAUCUGGAUCAAGAAGAUCUGGGAGCUUCAGGUUCCUUGUUCACCUCGUUUUUCCAUUGAUACCUUCCUGUCCAAUCCUACCAAAGUUCGUGACUGGAACAUCCAGGGAUUGCCCUCAGAUGCUUUCUCCACUGAGAAUGGCAUCAUUGUUACCCAGGGCAACAGGUGGGCUCUCAUGAUCGAUCCUCAGGCCCAAGCUCUGAAGUGGAUAAAGAACAUGGAAGGAAACCAGGGCCUAAAGAUCAUUGACCUGCAGAUGAGUGAUUACCUUCGUAUCCUAGAAAAUGCCAUCCAGUUUGGAUUUCCGGUGCUGCUCCAGAAUGUGCAAGAAUAUCUGGACCCCACGCUCAACCCUGUGCUCAACAAAUCUGUAGCUCGAAUUGGUGGACGGCUGCUAAUGUGCAUUGGUGACAAAGAGGUGGAAUACAAUCCCAAUUUCCGUUUCUACAUUACCACCAAACUCUCCAAUCCCCACUAUAGCCCGGAGACCUCAGCCAAGACCACCAUUGUCAACUUUGCUGUUAAGGAACAGGGCCUGGAGGCCCAACUGUUGGGCAUUGUGGUUCGGAAGGAAAGGCCUGAGCUUGAGGAGCAGAAGGAUUCACUGGUCAUCAACAUUGCUGCUGGAAAGAGAAAACUCAAGGAGCUGGAGGAUGAGAUCCUCCGCUUGCUGAACGAGGCCACAGGUUCUCUGCUAGAUGAUGUGCAGCUGGUGAACACCCUGCAGACAUCCAAGAUAACAGCCACUGAGGUAACUGAGCAACUGGAGACCAGUGAGACCACGGAGAUCAACAUUGACUUGGCCCGUGAGGCUUACCGCCCAUGUGCCCAACGGGCCUCAGUGCUGUUCUUCGUGCUCAAUGACAUGGGCCGCAUUGACCCCAUGUACCAGUUCUCCCUGGAUGCCUACAUCAGCCUCUUUAUCCUCAGCAUUGACAAGAGUCAUCGCAGCAAUAAACUGGAGGACCGCAUUGACUAUCUGAAUGACUACCACACCUAUGCUGUCUACAGAUAUACCUGCCGCACUCUUUUUGAACGCCACAAGCUACUGUUUAGUUUUCAUAUGUGUGCUAAAAUCCUGGAGACUUCUGGCAAGCUCAACAUGGAUGAGUACAACUUCUUUCUGCGUGGGGGUGUGGUCCUGGAUCGGGAAGGCCAAAUGGACAACCCAUGUACUAGUUGGCUAGCAGAUGCCUACUGGGACAACAUCACAGAGCUGGACAAACUGACCAACUUCCAUGGACUCAUGAACUCCUUUGAGCAGUAUCCUCGGGACUGGCACAUGUGGUAUACCAACGCUGCCCCCGAGAAAGCCACGCUGCCAGGUGAAUGGGAAAAUGCAUGCAAUGAGAUGCAACGAAUGCUGAUCAUCCGCUCCCUGCGCCAGGACCGAGUGGCAUUCUGUGUUACUUCUUUCAUUGUCUCGAACCUAGGCUCUCGCUUCAUUGAGCCACCUGUGCUAAACAUGAAGUUGGUGAUGGAAGAUUCAACCCCGAGAACUCCACUCAUGUUCAUCCUAUCCCCGGGUGUGGACCCCACCAGCGCUCUGCUCCAGCUGGCAGAACACACAGGCAUGGCCCAGCACUUCCAUGCCCUGUCCCUGGGCCAGGGCCAGGCUCCCAUUGCUGCUCGGCUCCUCCGAGAUGGUGUGAUUCAAGGACACUGGGUAUUCCUGGCAAACUGCCACCUGUCUCUGUCUUGGAUGCCUAAUCUGGACAAGCUAGUGGAACAGCUGCAAGUAGAGGACCCUCACCCUUCCUUCCGGCUCUGGCUCAGCUCCAGCCCCCACCCAGACUUCCCAAUCUCCAUUUUGCAGGCCAGCAUCAAGAUGACCACAGAGCCACCAAAGGGUCUAAAGGCUAACAUGACUCGUCUUUACCAACUGAUGACAGAACCACAGUUUACCCGUUGCUCCAAACCUUCCAAAUAUAAGAAGUUGCUGUUUGCACUCUGCUUCUUCCACUCUAUAUUACUUGAACGCAAAAAGUUCUUGCAGCUUGGCUGGAACAUUAUCUAUGGCUUCAACGACUCUGACUUUGAGGUGUCAGAGAACCUGCUGAGCCUCUAUCUGGAUGAGUAUGAGGAGACACCCUGGGAUGCACUCAAGUACCUCAUUGCUGGUGUCAACUAUGGUGGACAUGUCACAGAUGACUGGGAUCGGCGCCUGCUCUCCACCUACAUCAAUGAUUAUUUCUGUGACCAGGCUCUAAGAACUCCUUCCUACCGGUUGUCUGUAUUGGAGACUUAUUUCAUCCCAAAGGAUGGGAGCAUGGCCUCUUACAAAGAAUAUAUCAGCUUGCUGCCCAGUAUGGACCCCCCUGAGGCCUUUGGCCAGAACCCCAAUGCUGAUGUGGCCUCCCAGAUCACUGAAGCCCGAACCCUCUUUGAGACUCUCCUUUCCUUGCAACCCCAAAUUACACCCACUAGGGUUGGUGGCCAGAGCCGGGAAGAGAAGGUCCUUGAGUUAGCCACUGAUGUGAAACAGAAGAUUCCUGAAAUGAUCGACUAUGAGGGGACCCAAAAGCUGCUGGCUCUUGACCCUUCCCCGCUCAAUGUGGUCCUACUGCAGGAGAUCCACAGAUACAACAAGUUGAUGAGGACCAUCUUGUCCUCACUGACAGACCUAGAGAAGGGUAUCCAGGGUCUCAUCGUCAUGUCAACAAGUCUGGAAGAGAUUUUCAAUUGCAUCUUUGAUGCCCAUGUUCCUCCACUCUGGGGAAAGGCUUAUCCCUCACAAAAGCCACUGGCUUCAUGGACCCGGGACCUGGCUGUUCGUGUAGAACAGUUUGAGCUGUGGGCCAAUCGGGCCCGGCCUCCUGUGAUAUUCUGGCUGUCUGGCUUCACCUUUCCCACUGGCUUCCUCACUGCUGUGCUGCAGUCCUCAGCACGACAAAACAAUAUUUCAGUGGACACACUUUCUUGGGAGUUUAUCGUUUCCACCGUGGAUGACAGCAACCUGGUGUAUCCACCCAAGGAUGGUGUCUGGGUUCGGGGCCUGUACCUGGAGGGUGCUGGCUGGGACCAAAAGAACUCUUGCUUGGUGGAGGCAGAGCCCAUGCAGCUGGUCUGCCUCAUGCCCACCAUUCACUUCCGUCCAGCAGAGAGCCGCAAGAAGAGUGCCAAGGGCAUGUACUCCUGUCCCUGUUACUACUAUCCCAACCGGGCAGGCAGUACAGAUCGAGCCUCCUUUGUCAUCUGCAUCGAUCUCAGAUCUGGAGCCAUGACAUCUGAUCACUGGAUCAAGAGGGGCACUGCUCUACUGAUGAGCCUGGACAACUAAAGAGGCCCUCUUUUCUUCCCUGCUGGGGAGGGUCGAGAGCGCGAAGACGGAUAUAGCACCUUGAACUAAAGCUGGAUCUCAGGCUUUUUUACCUUAGGAGACAGGCCUAGUGGCAUUAGCUUUAAUUUGAAGGUAGAAGAGUUGUAUUGGAGCUCAGCGCAGUAAAAACGUCCAA
Messenger RNA from Nannospalax galili (Upper Galilee mountains blind mole rat), 13605 nucleotides. It is a transcript of the gene Dnah2, whose product is annotated as dynein axonemal heavy chain 2. Gene Ontology annotation, cellular component: dynein complex. Bases 153 to 13430 code for a protein of 4425 amino acids. The record is from RefSeq and is a predicted model, not a curated record. Gene Ontology annotation, biological process: microtubule-based movement. The transcript is spliced from 87 exons. Lineage: Eukaryota; Metazoa; Chordata; Mammalia; Rodentia; Spalacidae. Gene Ontology annotation, molecular function: minus-end-directed microtubule motor activity; dynein intermediate chain binding; ATP hydrolysis activity.